Messenger RNA from Hemibagrus wyckioides, 4162 nucleotides. It is a transcript of the gene hif1al2, whose product is annotated as hypoxia inducible factor 1 subunit alpha, like 2. Lineage: Eukaryota; Metazoa; Chordata; Actinopteri; Siluriformes; Bagridae. The record is from RefSeq and is a predicted model, not a curated record. Gene Ontology annotation, molecular function: protein dimerization activity; RNA polymerase II transcription regulatory region sequence-specific DNA binding; DNA-binding transcription factor activity, RNA polymerase II-specific. The transcript is spliced from 14 exons. The coding region runs from base 158 to 1981 and encodes 607 amino acids. Gene Ontology annotation, biological process: cellular response to hypoxia; regulation of transcription by RNA polymerase II.
GCCAGCUGAAGUCCUUCAUGUUCUUACUCUUCAAGUGUCAGGACUUACUCAGAAGUUAUAAUGUAACGGUGCAUCAUGCAGCAGUUGUGAGGGAUUUUUCUGACGAAUUGCACGGAAACACAGGCACAGAACGUCAGUAAACAAAAAGAGACUGAGAAUGUACUUAGAGUGUAGGAAGGCCCGGUCCCGUGUGGCAGCCCAGUGCAGACGGGAGAAAGAAAGCCAGCUGUUCAGAGAGUUAGCAACCCUGCUACCCCUUGCCCCAUAUGAGGCAGAUCAGCUGGAUAAAGCCUCUGUCAUUAGAAUCACAAUCUCCUACCUGCACCUCAGAGCUUUACUGGAUGCUCCCGACCCCACUUCAGUAGAAGCUGUGAUGCAUCCUGUCUCAGAAAGUCAGGGUGAGCUGCCAGAAUCAAUCGAGAUGCGGUUUCUAGAUACACUUGAAGGAUUCCUGCUCUUAAUGUCCUUGUGUGGCAAGAUUAUCUUCAUCACAAAGGAUGUGGUCUCGCAUAUAGGAAUCAAACAGAUGGAUUUGAUUGGCCGGAGUUUGUUCGAUUUCAUUCAUCCCUCCGAUCACAAGGAGAUCAAGGAGAUUCUUACAAAGAUAACAGGGAGUGAAGACCAGCAGAAGUGUGAGGUUUUCUUCCGAAUCAAAGGUGCAGUGAAAAACAUGCUGACUCCCUGGCAGGUGAUUUACUGCACCGGAAACAAAAAAUCAUCAUCUAUUUCAGGAUCCAGCUAUCUGCUUCUGCUGUGCAGAUCUUUACCUGUGCAAGAAGUCAUUGAGAUGGAGGCUCAUCUGAAUUUCAAAACAUUCCUGAGCAUCCAUGAGCCAGACAUGAAGUUCACCUAUUGUCACUCUGGGGUCUUGGAGUUGACUGGCUUUAGUGACACUGAGCUGUACGGCCAGUCUGUGUACCAGUACUAUCAUCCGUCUGAUUGCCAGCAUGUCUUCAAGGCACACCUCUGUUUGUUCUCAAAGGGCCAGGUGUACACUGGGAAAUAUCGGCUCCUACGGAAGCACGGUGGCUACGUUUGGGCUGAGACGGAUGCUGCAGUCGUGUACAACGUUCGCACAGGGAAGCCAGAGAAAAUUGUAUGCAUCAACUAUAUUAUAAGCGGUGUGGAGCAUCCAGAUGUGGUGUUUUCACUUGAACAGAAAAAGUCCCAGCUGAAUACCUUCCAUGUACCAUACACUACGACAACACAUAAUGAGACCAAUCAGGCGAUGUCUACAACCAGUGACAAGGACUCCAGCUUUGUGAGCUUUCCCUACGGACCUACCGACAGCUGUACUGAGAUCCUGCACAGCGCUGCUUUGUGUGGCUCAUAUUCCAGCGAUGUGUAUGAACUGGAUUUGGAUAGUCUAGCCCCAUACAUUCCCACACAUGAGGAGGACUUCCAUUUAACUCCUAUUUUAGACAGAGUGGGAAAUGUUUCAGUAUUAAACAGUCACCCGCCCUCUCUCAGCGAGACAUGGUUAACUCUGGACCAAAAGCUGCCCACAGAUUCAGAAGCAGUCUGUUUCCAUAGGCGAAACAUCAACAAGAACUCUAUGCUCAUUUCACCGAGCCAAUGGCAUGACAGCGCACACGUAACAAACAGAAAACCACAGGAGCGGUUUAGGAGUCAAAUCUCCAUUCCUGAAAAAAAGUGGACAGACUUCUCUCAACGUCUGACUAAAACUUUCUCUGAAGACUUUGACGAAAGAACGGUCUGGACGUACGGCCAGAGUUUCGCAGAGCUUGUGCAUUUGGCCUACAGAUACGGCGAGCUCUCGUGCUGUCCUCCGGGACCUUCAUGGCAACACAGCAACCAAAACACUGAGGAAAACACACCCACUGUGUUGGUGAACUUGCCCGUACUGAGCAGGUGGGAAUGUGAAGUGAACGCGCCUCUUGGUCCCAUGUCACAUUUACUUCAAGGGACUGAACUCACCAACGUUCUGGAUCAGGUUGCUUCAGGAGUGUGCUGGUACUGAAGAAGUCCUUUCUAAACGUCUGAAAUGGAUGUGAUUAGAGCCAUUUCCCCAUUACAGUUACAUUAAGGAUCAUUCCACAACCGAGGUGCCAUUUGCUCUUGAUAUUCCAUUAAUAAAUAUGUAUUUAAAUGCAAAACAGAAUUCAGACGGGUAGCUUUAAUAAAACCUGCAUCUUUAGCACAUAGUCCCAGACUGUUAGUGUUACCCAUCACAAAAAAAUCCUAUUAUUUUGCAUUCAUGUGUGAAUUCAUUCAACAUCGCAUCCCCCAUGAGUCAGCCAUUAUGGGCUAUGAUGCACAUUCAACCCUACGAAAUAGUUCCCCAUGUCAAAUGUUCAACAGGAGGUUGCAUCGUUGGAAGUUCCUGAAGAUCAUGGGAGGAAGAAUACAGUCAUUUCAUUCUUUUUCUUCAGUGACAUCUUUCUGAGCUUUCUGAGAUCUUUCCCAACGUUAAUUCACUGAAGAAAUUCAUUUUAAACAAAUCAUCAGAACUCCCUUAAUGUUCUUAAUAUGCUAGUUAACCACAUUUUGUAUCAUAGCUAAUCCUGGGCUAAAAAUGACACGUCCGUAUCCAGAGCUAAAUGGCACUGCAUUUGUGGAAUCAACCCAUACAUGCUGUAUUUUAUGACAGUCUUAUUUUUGCUUAGCCAGUCUUGUGAAAUGUUUGCCGUAUAUUAGCUUUAGGUAAUACAGUUGUAUAUUAGUGUAUUUCUCAGAACCGAGUUGUUUUCUUCCCCUAUCCACAAGACCACAAUAUUCCACACCCAACAUGCACUAGACAAAUAGACCAUAUUUAUAUCAUGCAAAUCACUGGGAAUAUACUAACAAAUACAGCCCUGGUCAAAAGUUUAGAGAACGACACAAAUAUUAAUUCUCACAAAUUCUGCUGCCUCAGAUUUUGUUUUCUUACGAAGAAUGAUCAGAUGAAUUAGGAUUCAUUGCAAAGUCCCUCUUAAACCCCCCCCCCCCCAAACCCUUUCCACUGCAUUUCAUCCCUCCACAAAAAGACCAGCUGAUAUCAUGUCAGUGAUUUUCAUACACACAGGUGAGAGUGUUGACAAGGACAAGGAUGGAGAUCACUCGGUCACGCUGACUGAGUUAGAAUAACAGACUGGAAGCUUUAAAAGUGCUUGAAAUCAUUGUUCUUCCUCUGUUAGCCAUGGUUACCUGCAAGGGAACAAGUCCUGUGUCACGCCAACAGUAAAGCAUCCUGGGACUAUUCAUGGGUCGGGUUGCUUCUCAGCCAAGGGAGUGGGUUCACUCACAAUUUUGCCUCAGAACACAGCCAGGAAUAGAGAAUGGUACAGAAACAUCCUGAGAGCAACUUUCCAAGAAGUGACGAACAAUUUACAGCCUUUUACAGCAUAAUGUAGCAUCUUUAUAUGGCAAAAGUGAUAACUAAGUGGCUCAGUUGGGAACAAAACAUCGGAAUAAGGUCCCCCUUGAGAACUUGCGGUCAAUCCUCAAGAGGCGGGUGGACGAACAAAAACCCACAUAUUCUAACAAACUCCAAGUAUUGAUUAUGCAACAAUGGGCAGUAGUCAGGAUAGGGUCUAGAAGCUGACUUAUGCAUGCCAGGGUGAAUUGCCUUGAAAAAGAAGGGUCAACACUGCAUAAGCUUAAUGGAAUGGUCAAUAAAAGCAUUUCAUGCUUAUGAAAUGCUUGUAAUUAUAUUUCAGUAUACCACAGUAACAUCUGACACUGAAACACUGAAGCUGCACUUUAUGAAAAUUAUUAUUUUGUGUCACUCAAAACUUUUGGCCACGGCUGGACAUUAGUGCUGCUAGCUGUAAUGACGUAUCUCUCAAAGCUAAGGAUCCACUCCAAAGCAAAAAAAAAAAAUAGUAGUAUCUAUUAUAAAUAGCCAUCCUUCCAGACUUCAAGGUCUAGAUAUGAAAUGUUUUAAUAUCAGAUAUUUACUUAUACUAUUAAAAGAGUAGUAUACCUACAACCUGGGAAUACUUUAAACAGUGUUUUCCUUGUAUAAGCAAGAGUUUCGUGUAGAAGAACCCUGAGUAGAUGUACACUGGAUACAUGCAUGUUGUUAUGAAGAUCUAAUUUUUCUAAUGUUUCAGUAUACAUUUGAUUCAAAUAACUCAUUAAAUCACAUUCAAGACUUCAUCCAUGUUAUGUAGAGUUUAUAAAAGUGCAAAGAACAAUAAGAGUCCAUGAAGUCUGGUUU